AUGGCUUCUUUACGAUUCGCCAAGUCCGAAGCAUACGCUCAGGUUGACGCCGAGGCUGAAAGGCAAAUUCUCGAUGCCUACGCUGAAACUCUAGAUGAGUCUAAUUCAGAAGAUAUAUAUCUCAAACAUUUGCCAAUAAUAUUUCACAAGUUGAAUAUACCGCACUGCUUCACUAGAGACAUUGACAAUUGCAUCCAGUGGUUCUACGAUAUACAUUUCUACGAUUCAGCUAGUAAUAGCCACAAAUCUCGUCUGGUUCAGCUGCUACUACGUCAGUUGACUCUAACCACAACCCGUGGAGGUGAACAAGACGUUUCAGAUGUAGUCGACAUCGAUAAACUAAUACUCUUCGGAAACCGGCUAGUGAAAUUCAGAGACCAUUUUCCUGAGAUCAAAAACGCCUGGCGACUCUUUGUUGAGGCUUCAAAGAAGAAAUCAUCCGGCAAUUCAAAUGGGCUCCGUGAUAGCGACCUCAUAGACUCCAAGCUCACACUCAAGGACCUACGAAGCAUCAAGGGUUACUUAGAGCUAGAUGACAUUAGCGACUCCAUUCUCAUUGACAUGUUAGGCUGUGGAACUACAACGUUGGAGGGACAGGUGCUUAACUACGAAGGUAACAGUGGCGGGUUGGAAGUUGGAAUCAAAGAUUUUGCUGAGAUCUUGGGACAGAUUGGUCAGCUCGAUUAA
Candidozyma auris is the source of this 687-nucleotide messenger RNA. RefSeq lists its product as uncharacterized. NCBI's taxonomy places the organism in Eukaryota, Fungi, Ascomycota, Pichiomycetes, Serinales, Metschnikowiaceae. Bases 1 to 687 code for a protein of 228 amino acids. The record is from RefSeq and is a predicted model, not a curated record. The transcript has a single exon.